This is a messenger RNA of Oreochromis aureus, 2295 nucleotides long. RefSeq lists its product as uncharacterized. The coding region runs from base 1171 to 2295 and encodes 374 amino acids. The record is from RefSeq and is a predicted model, not a curated record. NCBI's taxonomy places the organism in Eukaryota, Metazoa, Chordata, Actinopteri, Cichliformes, Cichlidae. The transcript has 4 exons.
GACAAGCUGGAAGAUUCGCAUUCGUGCAACCCAUCUCCUCCCUAUUGCUACCCUGGCACCUCAGUCAGAGCUCCAUCCAAGUCUCUAACUUCAUCUUCAGUGUCUAGACUCCGCUGGUUCCUGUCCUAAAUCCUAUCACAGCUGGGAUUCCGUUCUGCCAUGAUUGGUCAUUGGAGUAUAAUCGCUAAACACAUUAAUUUUUCAAUGUCAAAACAUCCUGUUCAGUACUUUCAAUUGCUCUUUUAUUAUUGAACUAUUUAAGUUGGGAUACAUACAGUUCAACAAAUUAAAAAAGUGUUGAAAAAAGUACUGGUGAAGCAUCUUGAAGGAAGAAAUGUGGUUGGAAAUAAAUCCACAUCCCAUUACUGCAUUUAGAGACAACUUAAACAUUUGGUGAAAUUAAAUCAUAUAAGAUCAGCAGCAUAACUUGUCUCUACGUGUAAUAGUAAAAGUAAGAAUGUUUCCACACACAUCUACUCACAUGCAAAGAGAACUCAAGGGAUUGUAAGUGUGUUCCAAUAUGAUGGUGCUUGGACCGAUCUGGAUAAUGCUGCAGCCAGUAUGUCUCGUCAUCAGAGGUGCUCCUCCGUGGUUGGUGCAUCCAGGGUGGAUGGCUCGCACCGAUUGGCUGAGGACCGGGAGGCAGCGGAUAAGAAGAGACCGCCAGGGACUGCCAUUCAUUCAUCCUCCGCCCAACCCAGCCGGCAGACUGUUCACUAUGUCACUAUGUUGAUUUGAUGUUAGAGCAUGUAGGGGUGGACCGCCUUUUUUGUUUGAUUAGUUUUCUCCUGUUUUUGCUAGGUAGGGAGGAAAGUACUUGUCAUUUGGUUUGGUUCUUUUGACUAGGUAAGUUGUACUUAUUCCUGAGUUAGGCUACCUUUUGUUUGUUGUUUUGGCCUUGGGUUCACCCUGAAGUUAUAAUUUGCUCCCUUCCUUUGUUUAAAUGCACUUAUUGUAAAUAAAUCACUGUCACAAAGUAUUAAGUGUGUGACGUGCUGCUUGGGGUUGGACGGGGAUGGAUCACCCUUUAUGUUGUGGUCUGGCCGCGCCUAGACGGGCCAUAACAUAAUUGGGGGCUCGUUCCGUGUCUUUUCUCGCUUUUUGGUAGGUUGGGUUGGCGUGUCCUAUUCUGGUUGGCAGUUUUAUUUUUUGUGUGGGGGGGGUGUGAGAAUGGAUUUUUCACUUGAGGAUUUUGUGGUGGCACCUUCAUGGGAAAAACUUGACAAAUGUAAGAAGGUGGACCUGCUCAUUGUGGCUAACUCUUAUGAUGUGGGAGUGUCUUACAGUGCUCGCAAAGCAGAGUUGAAGGAAACCCUGGCUGAAAAGCUAGUGGAGAAAGGUGUGCUUCUACAACGGGGCGAUGCUGGAAACAAGCCAGUGAAGGAGGCAGAUGGCACUGCAUCUGAAACGGAUGCUAACGCAGCUGAUGCGUCUGCUGCUGGCACGGAGGCUGAUCGGGUUUCUGAAUCUAGUGAAGGUACGUCCACUGAGGAUCUGCGCCUCACGCUCCGCAUAAGAGAGGUGGAGACCCGCAACAGGCAGCUGGAAGUGCAGGCUAUGCAUCUCCGUAUCAGGGCUCUUGAGCUUGAAAAGGGCUCAGCUAGUGUUUCCCCAACGUCAUCAAGCACAAGUGCUUCCUCUUCUGCCAGUUUUGACAUAAGUAAGCACAUCAAGUUGGUUCCCCCGUUUCGCGAGUCUGAGGUAGACUCCUAUUUCAGUGCAUUCGAGCGCAUAGCCGCUGCUUUGAAGUGGCCGAAAGAGUUUUGGUUCUCUGAUGUGGUUAGUCCCCUAACUGAUCUUGUUAGCCCUUUAAAGCCUUUUAUUUGGUCUCCAGCAUGUCAGGUGGCAUUCGAGUCUGCCAAAGCAUUGUUGUGCAGUGCACCAGUGCUAGCUGCACCGCAAUUUGAGCGCCCUUUUAAACUAGAAGUAGAUGCCAGCUCGUGUGGUGCAGGCGCUGUUCUGUUACAGGAAGAUGGUCAUGGCGUAGAUCAUCCCGUCUGCUACUUUUCGAAAAAGUUUAACAGACACCAGGCCCAUUAUAGUACCAUUGAAAAGGAGGCUCUUGCCUUGCUACUUGCUUUACAGCAUUUUGAGGUCUAUGUUGGGUCAAGUGUUUUGCCUGUGCAGGUGUUUACUGACCACAACCCACUAGUGUUUCUUUCCCAAAUGCGCAAUUCCAACCAAAGGCUUAUGCGCUGGUCCUUGGUACUGCAAGAUUUUAACUUGGAGAUCAGUUACAAGAAAGGAAAAGAGAAUGUGUUGGCUGAUACUCUGUCUAGGGCACUUUCUCCUUGA